AUGCGCUUUCCCACCUUCCCUACUCUCCUGCGCACCUUCCACACCGUCUCCAACACGACUAGCGCCUUCUUCCGAUCGAGCCCGGCAAACACCAUCGGGCGAACCAUCUACGGUACACCCCAGCGCGCGAUAAUCUACCGAUCUAUGCCCAACAUCCCCUUCUUGGGUGCGCUUUUUGGAUCCUUUAGCAGCAUGGCGGACAACACAAACUACCCCGUGCAGAAGGCCGAGGGCGAGUGGCAGGCGCAACUAUCGCCAGAGCAAUUUCGCAUUCUCCGUAAGAAGGGCACCGAAAUGCCUGGCUCCGGCACCUACGACAAGCACUACCCCGACGCCGGCGUCUACAAGUGCACCGGCUGCGACGCGCCGCUCUACAAGGCAAACCACAAGUUCGACUCUGGAUGCGGUUGGCCAGCCUUCUGGGAUGCCGUACCCGGCGCCGUUGGACAGCGACCAGACCCCGGCCUCGGCAUGAUGAGGACUGAGAUUGUGUGCAACAACUGUGGCGGCCACCUCGGACACAUAUUCAAGGGCGAGAGGUUUGGGAACCCCAAGGACGAGAGACAUUGCGUGAACAGUGUCAGCAUCAAUUUCAGCGCCGACGACAAGGAGAGCAAGUGA
Parastagonospora nodorum SN15 is the source of this 621-nucleotide messenger RNA. RefSeq lists its product as hypothetical. Gene Ontology annotation, molecular function: peptide-methionine (R)-S-oxide reductase activity. Lineage: Eukaryota; Fungi; Ascomycota; Dothideomycetes; Pleosporales; Phaeosphaeriaceae. The transcript has 2 exons. The record is from RefSeq and is a predicted model, not a curated record. Bases 1 to 621 code for a protein of 206 amino acids. Gene Ontology annotation, biological process: response to oxidative stress; protein repair.